This is a messenger RNA of Paramisgurnus dabryanus, 4683 nucleotides long. RefSeq names its product potassium channel, subfamily K, member 12 (gene kcnk12). The record is from RefSeq and is a predicted model, not a curated record. Gene Ontology annotation, biological process: stabilization of membrane potential; potassium ion transmembrane transport. NCBI's taxonomy places the organism in Eukaryota, Metazoa, Chordata, Actinopteri, Cypriniformes, Cobitidae. Gene Ontology annotation, cellular component: plasma membrane. Gene Ontology annotation, molecular function: outward rectifier potassium channel activity; potassium ion leak channel activity.
CGCCCUGCGGUCCCAAAGAAAAGAAACGAAGAGCGAUGGCGGCGAGAGAGAUUUAUUACGAUUCGCCGUUAUCACGUUAUUAUCGACUAUUUUUUCAUCACCACCGACCGUUGAAGCUGCUGGUCGAACCGAAUGGGCGCUGGUGUUUGUUUUUGGCUGAUAUUGAGAGAUAAGGAAGCAACGACUUGUGGGAAACGAGUGGUAGAAGUGUCCCGAGCGAUUUUUACCUCAGUUCGCCCCAAAAUUUUAAUUCACAAACGAUUUACAAAGAUUAAAGUAGCGAUUUCUUCUGAACACCUUUUGAGACUAAAGGGAUUUAUUUUCUAGUAUCAAAUCAACUGGACGCACAAACUGUUGUCACAGGAUUUGUUAUUAAACGCCACAAAGUAGUGCAAGUAGUAUGGACAGAUAAUACAAACAGAUAAAACAAGAAAGGCUUUUAACACCGUCCAAUGAUUAUACUGUAAUACAAAUGUAUGAGCAAACUUGUAAAAAAGCGCCUCGCUGUACUGUAGUGCGCACAGAAGCAGCAUCAGCAUCAUUACUGCGGGCAUUCUGCAUCCCACAGCGAAAAGCUUAGAGAUCUCAUUCGCAACAAGUGCAAUAAUCCUCCGUAUACGCUCCCUAAAUGUCUUUAUUAACAUCUUUAAGCUUUAUAUUUUAUCGGAAGCAUAAAUGAAUGUAAUUCACGGGACAAACGGUUUGGCGCAGCGACACGAAAGAUGAGCCGGAUGCUGCGCCCGCAUCAUGGAAAAGCAGAAGGACAAGUGAGCCGCAUCCCUGCGUUAAAACACAACCUGGAGUCUUUAUACCGACUGAUUUUCCUGUUUGGAUGAGUUACGGAUAUUUGUAAUUGAACACUGUAGGUGGAUUUAUGUGGAUGAUAAAUCUACGGGAUAGCCUGGAUGGAGAACUACUGUACUUUAUUGACCUCGAGGAACUUGUUUGGUGACCAUAUGAAACAUGUUAAGAGAUGUUGGAUUGUCCUGAUGCAGCAGCUGCAGCUCCAUAGAGAUCCAUGUUAUCGUGUCGGUCGCUGUCCACUGCACUCGUGGUGCUGAAAUGUGGAUAAUGCCAGCGCACCGACUGCAGGGCUGCCGCUCCCUUCACAUGAAUGAAGACAAUGGGCGCUUUCUGCUGCUCGCCGCGCUCAUCAUCGUGUACCUGCUGUGCGGCGCCGCCGUGUUUUCAGCCAUCGAGAGGCCGUCCGAACUGCGAGCUCACGGGCGCUGGAACCGAACCCUCCGGAACUUUAGCGACACAUUUAAUAUCAGUGUGCAGGAUCUGAGCUUGCUUCUGAAAGAGUACGAGGCUGCGAUCGCUGCAGGGGUUCGAGUCGACGCUUUGCGCCCGAGAUGGGAUUUUACUGGAGCGUUUUAUUUUGUCGGGACGGUGGUGUCCACUAUAGGUUUUGGGAUGACAACCCCAGUGACGAUCACCGGAAAGGUUUUCUUAAUCUUCUACGGUUUGUUGGGAUGCGCAGGCACUAUUCUGUUUUUUAACCUCUUCCUGGAGCGCAUCAUUACCCUGCUAGCCGUAGUGAUGAAGGCCGUACGUCUACGUCGCUUAAGGACCAGCGGCCUCCUGCCACCGGGAAUCUGUCAGGAUUUCGCCGCUAGUACCCUGCCCGGUUGGAAACCCUCCGUCUAUCACGUGAUGCUGAUUCUGGGCCUGUCCUCUAUAGUGAUCUCUUGCUGCGCGUCAGCGAUGUACACGCCGGUGGAGGGCUGGGCGUACCUGGACUCUCUCUACUUCUGUUUCGUCACGUUCAGCACGAUCGGUUUCGGGGAUUUGGUGAGCAGUCAAAACGCCGCUUACGACUACCAAGGCCUCUACCGGCUGGCAAACUUUCUCUUUAUCUUGACUGGCGUGUGCUGCAUUUACUCUCUGUUUAAUGUCAUCUCCAUCGUCAUCAAGCAGGUUCUCAAUUGGAUGUUGGGAAAAAUGAGCUGCUUGUGCUGCCAACGCUGUAACAAAGCAAACGCUUUCCUAGGACGCCGCAACGCCAUCCGGCCCGGCUCGCGUCUCAGGCGGGGACGCUUCGGCCGACCGCCCGAUUCGGACGGGCCCUGCGAUAGCGACACGGAUGGUCGUAGACUUUCCGGCGAAAUGAUUUCAAUGCGUGACCUGGCGGGAUCCAAUAAAAUUUCGCUGGCCAUCAUGCAGAAACAGCUAUCGGAGUCAGCGAACGGAUUCCCGAGAACCGUGUGUGGAAGCUCGCGGCAAAAUGGCUUUUCUGGUGGUGUUGGCGCACUUGGCAUAAUGAACAACAGAUUAGCAGAAACCAGUGAGAUCUCUAGGUAGAGGAAAGCUUAGUGACUAGUUUAAGGAUAUCAAACUGCUUGGGUUUGUGAUUGAUCGUUUGAAUUAGAAUUGAGCAUGGCAUGCAUGAACUGUAUAGGAUUAUCCAUUAGGAUUGGGAUUAUAUUAUCCUUCGGAUUUUCGAUUUGCAACUUCCCAUAUCUUGUGAUAAGACGACACGUGCUAGGAGCAGCAAACCAAGUAUUUCCAUGUUUUAGGAUAUCGAUGGCAAUGCAACCCUGAAUAACUAAAUAUACCUAAACAAAAGCUCUGAAGUUAGACUUUACUAUUUAACCAGUGGCUAUUUAUAAGGACUUAAAUGAGUUUCUCUAGACGAAAUGAUAGCGUCUGUCUGAAUCCAUCUGGAUAGCACAGUCUAUACACAUCUAUGCAUCUUUAUGAUACAAACAUACAGACAUAAAUCAAAGCAUAUUUGUAAAUUUUCAAAGUCUUAGUUCACAUAUUUACACACUUAAAAGUUUGAUGACAGGAAAGCGUUACGUCAACCCAGCGUUAGGUCAAAAAGAGUCAAACCCAACCUGUUGAGUUGUAAUUUAAUGCUGGGUUGGUUUAAAGCCAGGGUGCGUGAUCUCUGAAAGCCAAUGUUGACAUUUGAAAUCUCCUAAACAAUCACGCCCCUUCCCCAAUAGAAUCUGGACCUUCUUUUGAUAGACCCGCCCCACACAUACGCAACCCAGGCAACGAUGUCGGUUAGUAGACAUGCCCCUUACUGCUGAUUGGCUACAAGUGUGUUUGGUAUUCGGCCCGACUCCCUUUUCCAAUGUGUUUUUUUCAAAAAUCACACACCCCGCCUUUAACUCGUUGGGUCAAAUAUGAACAUUUUCUGUGUUUAUUAAUUCAACCGCUCGGUUCGUCUCUUUUUGACCCAAAGCUCGGUUGAAAAUAACCCAGCAUUUCUCUUUAACAAAAUGUCACUUUUAUUUUAUAACCCAGUGGGUGACAUUAGCCAAAAAAGCAUGCGCUGUAUGAAUCCUGAUUAAGAAAGAAUAUGUCAUCCAGGCACCAUUGCCAUAGUAUUUACUGUGUACACUGUAGUAUCUUCCAAACUCUAAUGCUUAUCUUGCAUACUACUGUAUUUAGCACACAUAGUAUGCGAAUUGGGAUGCAGCACAGAUCAAAAAGAAAUGCAUAGCAGAAGUUUACUUUAUAGUUGGCCUGUGCCGAGAAGGAAAGUUCAAUUGAAGUUCUCUUUAUAAGAAUAGUUAUAUAAUAGUAAACAGCAUUAAAUCUGCAUCUUGUUGAUAGUUCGUAAACAGUAAAAGUCACAGGAAGAAACUUGCAAAUGUUCUCAAGAAUAAGUAACACUGUUUAUCUUUCAAUAGUUUGUGAUUCAGAAAGCUUUGCUGACUGUUGAAACAUACUGUUUAGUGUUAACAUCCCUUACAUGAGUAUAUAUGAGCUUUUUUUAAUAGGACCCAAAAUGUAUCAAUAUAGAUCUGAUAUCAUAUUCAUUCCCUAUAUGCAUUACAUAACCGACUAUGUUCACUGCAGAGUUUGUGGAUGUCAUAUAUAUAUAAGACAUAUAAGGGUUUUUUACGCUCAGUGAUGAGAUAAUAAUGAGCAAACCCAUCAAGCAAUGGCAGUCAUUUCACUGUUUAUGAGCCCGAUAUAGUCCAUAAGUAACCUUCUAGCUGACAUAUACUUGAAUUUGGUUACAAAUAACCUGUGAGAUGCAUGAUAUUCCAUCAUGUAAGCCAAGUCAACAGUGAUUACAAGGUGUUUGGUUUUAUUUAUUUAUUUAUUUAUUUUUGGGUUAUGGUUAGAUGUUUAUUACAUUUUCUUUCUUGGCCUUGUUUUAGCCUAGACGUCUGGGCUGUGUUUGGAUGGCUAUUAGACACAAACACAAAAUUGCUUCUUGGGAGGCAACAGAACUUAAAAAAGACAUUUUGUUGUUCCCUAUAGAGAUGUUGGGAGUAGCUGGAUAUAGGCAAGGAGACAUAAAGAGAAAAAAUCCCCAUAAGACCUCUGGUAUAGCUUAGAUCAGCUCAUCAAGUGCCCACUAUAUCUUAUUAACAGCAUCUAAAAGGUACACCAAAAUAUGUGUAGUGCACUCCUAGCUGUGGCCAUUUAGAUCGAGACAUAAUAAAAAUCUUUAGUAUGAUCUUUUAUGAGUAUGACCAUGUUGGAUGUGAAUAUAAUUAAUAUUUAUAUCAGAAGAGUCAAGUAAACACCUUACACAUCCUGAUUAACAGGUCUUUAUUUUAGAUCUAUAAUAGAUAUGGUAAGUUUGGCAGCUGUUAUGUAUGUAACAGACAGAAACGAUAGCAAGCAAUAGCAGUCAUUUCACAGUCUAUGUUAAUUUUAUCCUACGUACACACCAAACGAGGGGCUUUGCGUUACUGUGGGUUCACACCAGACGCG